AGUAUUUCUAGGGAGCGAUUUAAUAGGAGCUGAACAAUCAGAGGCGAUGAACGUAAUGCAAAGAUGUUAUCAGAGUGGAUUUUUUUUUUCUACUGCCUUACAAGUCUGGGACAGGGACUAGGAGCCCAGUUUUUGGAACCUAAUUGCGGAAUCCCUUCGUCGACAAGUAGAAUUCAAGGAGGUCAAAAUGCUAAAAUCGGCGCGAAUCCGUGGAUGGCGUAUCUAAAAAUGAACUCGACUCUAGCUUGUGCCGGCACGUUAAUCACCAAAAGGUUCGUGCUGACUGCAGCGCACUGUCUGCAAUUCCGCAGUAUAGACAUUGUUUACCUUGGGGUGUACGAUACAAUGGCAUUGAAAAAUAGCAGAGAGCAUGUUUGCAUAACUCCGUGCGAGGAGUACGGUGUUAAGUUGAUCUUGAAACAUAAAUUGUAUGGUGAAGAACCAGGCGAAAGCUACGACAUAGGUUUGCUUAAACUUAACAGAAUUGUCGAAUAUAAAGUUUACAUCAGACCGGUUUGCCUGCUUCUGAAUCCCGCCCAUGCCGCCGAAAGUCCCACCUACGAGGCCACGGGCUGGGGCAAAACCGACCGCAAGAAUUUCCCCACUGUCCUGCAGACAAUAAUCCUUUCUAGGCUCGACCCAGCCGAGUGCGAGCGAUACUUAGAGACUCCUGUGGAAUGGGGUCAGAUAUGUGCGGGUCGGACGAAUGGGGACACAUGCACUGGUGACUCUGGCGGUCCACUAGUGCACAAAAUGUCAAAAGGUGAGAUUACCCGCACCAUUCAGUUCGGUAUCGUAAGCUAUGGCCACUACGAGUGUCGCGGCCCAGCCGUCUACACAGAUGUCCUAGCCUUAACAAAGUGGAUCCUGGGUGUCAUUCGCUGGUAUGGAAACUAAGCAGUGUGAUUCUAAAAGUCUUGUCUAUCUUGGGAAAUACACAGUUCUUGGGAAUUAA
Drosophila gunungcola (fruit fly) is the source of this 955-nucleotide messenger RNA. RefSeq names its product chymotrypsin-like protease CTRL-1. NCBI's taxonomy places the organism in Eukaryota, Metazoa, Arthropoda, Insecta, Diptera, Drosophilidae. The record is from RefSeq and is a predicted model, not a curated record. Gene Ontology annotation, molecular function: serine-type endopeptidase activity. The transcript has 4 exons. Gene Ontology annotation, biological process: proteolysis. The coding region runs from base 64 to 897 and encodes 277 amino acids.